This is a messenger RNA of Porites lobata, 1352 nucleotides long. The record is from the annotation of a GenBank genome assembly. NCBI's taxonomy places the organism in Eukaryota, Metazoa, Cnidaria, Anthozoa, Scleractinia, Poritidae.
AUGGCGGAAGGAGGUGUGGAACCGGUAAGUGCUAAAACAGUCUGCAUAUCACAACUUUCCGGGCUUAUGCUUUGUGUGUAACAAUUGUUGAAUAUAUUCUUCCCAAUGUAAAUGAAAGGAUCCUGAAGUAGAAACACAGAUUUUAUUCAAGAAACGCCUUUUCUCCGCAAAAGGUAAGCAAAUAAAUGUUAAGGUGCGGACGCCCAAGGGAAAUUUCAGCUCGUAAGCAAGAAGUAAAUUUUCCCUUUUUUAUCGAAUUGUCGUUUUCAAUGUUGCCUUAUAUGAUGGUAGUACUUAGCCGCUGUUUUAUUUCAUAGAUUCAGGUAGCGAAAUAGAAGAAUUGACAGAACAGAUUAGUUUGCUGAAAACACCUUCGAAGGAAGAAGGUAAGAUGUCUCUUCCAGCGUAUUAUAGCUUAAUAGUUUGACUUUCUCUUAGUGUUGUUAUUCAAGCGCAUUGAUAGGGAAUUGUCUCCGUCUGUAAUCCGCUAAAAUUAUAAAAAUUAUGUUUUUUAGCUCUACCUGGAACAGCUGAAUCGAGCAAACGAGAUUUGACACCAAAGUCAAAGGAAGCCCCGCAACCUAGAAAGAAACAGAUUAGUUUGCUGAAAACACCGUCGAAGGAAGAAGGUAAGAUGUCACUUCCAGCUUAUUAUAGCUUAAUAGUUUGACUUUCUCUUAGUGUUGUUAUUCAAGCGCAUUGAUAGGGAAUUGUCUCCGUCUGUAAUCCGCUAAAAUUAUAAAAAUUGUGUUUUUUUUAGCUCUACCAGGAACAGCUGAAUCGAGCAAACGAGAUUUCACACCAAAGUCAAAGGAAGCCCCGCAACCUAGAAAGAAGCACAGCAAAUUGUUUGGUAAUUUUCAAGUAACUUCUUUUUAAUGCAGUAUGAGUUAUCAUGAUGUAAAAAGAAUAUUAAUUUUUUUUUCUCAACUUUUGCACGUUAAAUUGUGAAAAGCAACCUGUUGGUUAUAUUUUAUUACCACUAGACUUCUCCUGUUUAUAGUUUACUUCUCCUGAAGCAUGAGCUCCAAGCCUCUUGCUUCGUUUGUUUUACUUACACACAAUGUAGUGAUGUUUUUGGUGUUUUUUUUAAUAAGAAUAUUUUUUGCAUAAACUAAGGUUGUGAACAGCAAAUUUUGCAUUCCCUGAAAUUGCUUCUAAAGCCUGCAGCUGGAUCCCAGCUUCUCUGUCAGGAGGUGUGCAGCAUGAUAGAAAAGAUGUGCGGCAUGGAGGUCAAUGUAAGAACAGUGACGUACCUACUGGAAAAAGCAUUUAUGGAGGCAGACCCUCCUGUAGAAAGAAAACGGAUUAAAAUGGCAGGAAAAGGCACAAGGAGUAAUGUGUAUCCUUGA